This is a messenger RNA of Varanus komodoensis (Komodo dragon), 1083 nucleotides long. Its product is annotated as zinc finger protein 34-like. The record is from RefSeq and is a predicted model, not a curated record. Lineage: Eukaryota; Metazoa; Chordata; Lepidosauria; Squamata; Varanidae. Gene Ontology annotation, molecular function: RNA polymerase II cis-regulatory region sequence-specific DNA binding; DNA-binding transcription factor activity. The transcript is spliced from 2 exons. Bases 119 to 766 code for a protein of 215 amino acids. Gene Ontology annotation, biological process: regulation of transcription by RNA polymerase II.
GGUGACCCCUGCCUCCCCCUGCUGCUCAGAUGAGGAGGUGCCAGCGCAGCCCAGCUCCGAGCCGGGAGCGCGAGAUGUCAGGCAGGAUUUUUAGCAGGAAAUCUUCCGCACCAAAAAGAUGUUGUCAAGAGAAGAACCUUCAGGGCCCAAGCCCCAGAGCCCUGAACUGGAACUGAGCCACAAGAAACUGGGAGUUGGAGAGUUCUCUUUGGUUCUUCCCUCCAGACCUCUCCCUGUCUCCUCUAGUGAAAGCCAGAAGCCAUACAAGUGUGUGGAAUGCGGGAAGGGGUUUGGCCAGAGCUCGGACCUGAUGCGCCACCUGGGGACACACUCAGGGGAGAAGCCUUACAGGUGCACAGACUGCCCCAAGGCCUUCACGCAACUGUCAAAUCUGCGGCAGCACCAGCGCAUGCACACUGGGGAGCGUCCCUAUGCUUGCGACUGCUGCGGCAAGCGCUUCUCCUGGAGAUCCAACCUAGCCCAGCACCGACGCCUCCACAGUGGCCAAAAGCCAUAUGCUUGUGUCCAGUGCGGCAAGCGUUUCUGUGAAAGUGGACGGCUCCUGGAGCAUCAGCGCUCUCACACAGGGGAGCGACCCUACGCCUGCCCGCAGUGCUGCAAGCGCUUCAUCCGCACCUCCCACCUUGCUCGUCACCAGCGCCUCCAUGCUGCUGAAGGAGGCACAGAGCAGGACCAGCAGUGCUGUCCCUGCAGCGAGGGCACGGCCCUCCUCCUGCACCACCGUGCCCACUGCAAGUCAUCUUAAUGGUCCAUUGGUGCUGGAACACCAUGGCAGAAAGGGGGGGCUUCUAAAAACAGGAUUUUAUCUGGUUUCCUGGAUCACUACUUUUUUCAGCAUCCUGGAAUUGCCUCCAGGCAGAGUUUCCUGUUUAACCAUCAAGGCCGUAAGGUGAGUGCACAGUAUUCCAUAGGUCAGAGAAUCUACCACAAGAGAUCACGUUCUUUUCUUUUGGAUGCUAAUGUAAGCCAUUUUAUAGAUUCUUUAAGGGGAAGGUGGGAUAUAAAUAUCCUCAAUAAAGAGUGUCAGCUGUUCAGGCCAAGAAACAAGAUCUAUUUAUGAAA